AUGGCCCCAUUCUACCCAUACAACCUCCUCAACACUACUUCCCCUUGCCCCACCCACACCCAGAAUAUCCGCGCCUCUACCCCCCUUCCUAUUGAGGCCAUCAAUUCCCAAAACAGCUCCGGCACCUCCCUCUCCACCACCGCCAUCGCCGGCAUCAUCAUCGGCGUGCUGAUUUUAUUUGGCAGCCUGACUUGGUUCGUCUGGCACGCGCUGAGCGUGCUGCCUCGGCGCAAGAAGGCGGCGCUUGGGGAGCGUAGGGUGAAGGCGGGGAGACAUACGGAUCGGGGGACGGAUGCAAAAACGCCUUUUGUCGAAAAUGAUACUGAAUAA
Molecule: messenger RNA, 330 nt
Organism: Parastagonospora nodorum SN15
Lineage: Eukaryota; Fungi; Ascomycota; Dothideomycetes; Pleosporales; Phaeosphaeriaceae
Exons: 2
Coding region: 1-330 (109 amino acids)
Source: RefSeq, a predicted model, not a curated record